Messenger RNA from Thalassophryne amazonica, 614 nucleotides. RefSeq names its product guanine nucleotide binding protein (G protein), gamma 5 (gene gng5). Bases 101 to 307 code for a protein of 68 amino acids. NCBI's taxonomy places the organism in Eukaryota, Metazoa, Chordata, Actinopteri, Batrachoidiformes, Batrachoididae. Gene Ontology annotation, cellular component: heterotrimeric G-protein complex. The transcript has 3 exons. The record is from RefSeq and is a predicted model, not a curated record. Gene Ontology annotation, biological process: G protein-coupled receptor signaling pathway. Gene Ontology annotation, molecular function: G-protein beta-subunit binding.
UUUGAUGCGACACCGGAAUCCGGACGUGGUUGUCUUUUACUUUUUGUCUCGUUAGCAUCCAGUUGCAGCGACGCUUGGUUUUUAAUAGAACGCACCGAGGAUGUCUGGUUCUUCCAAUCUCGUAGCCAUGAAAAAGGUUGUACAGCAGCUUCGUUUUGAGGCGAGCAUUAACAGAGUGAAGGUGUCCCAGGCAGCUGCAGAACUUCAGCAGUUUUGCAUGCAGAAUGCUCUGCAUGACCCUCUGCUCACCGGCGUGUCCUCCAGCACCAACCCAUUCAGGCCACAGAAGGUCUGCUCUUUCUUGUGAUACCACUGUGUUCAUUGGCCUUCGUUUUGACAAAACAGGGAAAAUUUGACCUCAACACUGCUCCUCGUGCCAAGCCAUAGUAGUGCCACGAGACGUCUUGUGUGUAGAAUGCAUUGGAAUCAUGUCAGAAAAAUGAGCAUCUAUUUUUGUUUAGUUUGUUUUGCAACAGUAGAAGAGUUCAGACAGUUUUAUUUUUCAUGGCACAGUGUGGUUUUUCAAGUAAAUUAUUGUGCCUUUUAUAUUCUAUUUUAGUCACUACUGUUACUGACCUUUUGUAUUUAAUGAAUAAAAAGUCUUUGGUACUCCA